GAUGCACACGCAUUUCACCUGUGGCAUUUAGGUUCUGUACACGAUCUGCUUUGUUCGUCUCCCGCAAGCGAGUAGUAAUAAGCCGGCCUUGACCCCAGAAUUUCGUGUUCAUUCAGCCCUAGAUACAAGACAACUUCUUAAGUUAGGUAAAAUAUGUACGGUUACGGGACUGGAGGCUAUGGCUAUGGCGGUGGCGGAUAUGGGGGCGGUGGCUAUGGUGGUGGGGCUGGCCGCGGUGGCUAUGGGGGCGGUGGACGCGGCGGCUACGGUGGUGGCCGCCAAUAUGGAACAGGCGGCCCGCGCGGUGAUGCUGGUGGAGACGACGCUUACCAGGAGGGAAAGCUGAUUUUCCCGGGCCUGUCCGAGCAGACAACCAAGGAGGUUCUUGAGCAAUACUGCAGCCAGUGGGGCCAGGUCGAGGAGUGCACCGUAGCAAGCGGGGAAGGCGUAGUUAGGUUCUCGGACCCAACGUGCGCGCAGAGCCUCUUGGACUCGGAACAUGUUAUUGACGGAGUUAAACUCGAACCGCGGGCUGCUCUGCCGCGCGACAAGGCUGGGACAGGAGAGAGAUGUCAAAAGAUCUUUGUUGGGGGAACUGGCGACGUUACGGACGAGGAGCUGCGCAACCACUUCUCCCAAUAUGGCGAAAUCCAGGAUUCGGUGAUCAUGCGCAAGGAUGGCGUCACGCGUGGCUUCGGCUUCGUGACGUUCGCGGAUCCCAUCAGCGUGGAGAAGGUGCUGGUCAUGCGCCAAGUCAUUCGGGACAAGACCGUGGACUGCAAGCGAGCCACGCCACGGGAAGCCACUCCAGGCAUGGGUAGUGGUGGUGGCCGCGGUGGUGGCCGCGGCGGCUACGGUGGCGGGUAUGGCGGCCGCGGUGGUGGCUACGGUGCUGGCUACGGUGCUGGCUAUGGUGGUGGCUACGGCAUGCGAGGCAGUAGCGUUGCCGCUGCUGGCGGCGGCUACGAGGAGAGCAUGGGCGAUGGCAUGGCAGGAUACGGCAUGGGUGCAGCAGGUUACGGCGGCAUGACGGGCAUGGCCUACGCCCCAGCGAUGGCCUACGGCGGUUACGGUGGCUACCCUGCCAUGGCAUACGGCGUCAUGGGGUACGGAGGCUACGGGCGUUCAGCAAUGGCCCGAAACACUGUGGGGCAGCAGCGGUUCCGCCCUUACUAAACAGCUCAGUGUGAAAGGAUGAUGUGGUUUUCGUUGCUUGGACAGGGCAGCCUGUACGAUGUUUGCUCGCGUUGGUCACUGACUGAUGUGUUUUCAGCAAGUUGGGACGUGUGAGGCGCGCUGCGGUGUGUCGAUUGGCGUUGAAGCGCGUGUGCUGGACGGCACUCUUGCAUGCAGGGACGCACAGAGCGUGAAUACUUGACGCGUAAGGUGGUGGUGGUGGGGGGUAAAUGACUCUUGUGCGUGUGACGUUCGUAUUGGCCGAUGGCUGGGCGCCCCGCUCGAAGGUUAAAUCGCCUGCGGAAGUGGGCCCGUGUGCGGCCGACGAACACAAACUCGCAACGGUUUACUCGCGAUAUAGUUACUGCAUUGGGCGUCAAGCAGCAGCCUGCCCUAACCGGACAUUACAAUAUGACGUGACGUUAUGCGACUCAGCGGGUGCCCGGGAUUGGUGUACGCUCAAAGACUUCCAAGCGGCCCAUCCUUGCUUUCUAGGCCGUACAUACGAAUAUUAAAUUGCGAUGUUUUCUCCACCCUACCAAACAUGUUGGUCAAUAAGGGUGGAGCUUGUCGUCGUUUUCAAGAGGUUAUCGCUGUAAUCCAACUAAUUGAG
Molecule: messenger RNA, 1789 nt
Organism: Astrephomene gubernaculifera
Lineage: Eukaryota; Viridiplantae; Chlorophyta; Chlorophyceae; Chlamydomonadales; Astrephomenaceae
Source: the annotation of a GenBank genome assembly